Molecule: messenger RNA, 2703 nt
Organism: Topomyia yanbarensis
Lineage: Eukaryota; Metazoa; Arthropoda; Insecta; Diptera; Culicidae
Exons: 4
Coding region: 150-2396 (748 amino acids)
Biological process (GO): regulation of transcription by RNA polymerase II
Cellular component (GO): nucleus
Molecular function (GO): DNA-binding transcription factor activity, RNA polymerase II-specific; RNA polymerase II transcription regulatory region sequence-specific DNA binding
Source: RefSeq, a predicted model, not a curated record
GUUGAUUGCAUUAAAAACUGAAUCCGCGACCGCGUGUGCGUAUCCGUUUCGCUACAGAUUUCUGUUGUGCUUUUCAUUUUACUCUACUGAUUCCGGCUUCCCCAGUUCUUCUUAACUUAUUUAUAUCAGGUAACCGUGGUAACCUAAUUAUGAUCCGCAACCGACGCCUGCACCAAUCGGCGCCGGCAACAGUUCGGCAGCAGCCAUCACCGUUGCAGGCCCAACAGUUUCUCAGCUAUACGGCAGCGAACGAUAUCCAGUUUGUUGCUAUGGAACCGCCGGCAAACAGUGCCAAGGCACAGCCUAGCGGACCACCACCGCUAUCGUAUUCCGGUAUACUAAGCGAACCCGUUUACGAGGGACCCUUUCAAGUGAUCGAGCCAGGAAGCGAGCUGUAUCUGCAGAUAGAUUCUUCCUUCUGUUUUGACAGUUUUGACUCGCUCGAGACAGGGCCGGCUUUGAACCAACAAGAGGCGGUUAGCUGUUCCGAAAAUGGUAUACCCCAGCAGGUGUUAGAUGAUGUGUUCCGAGUGGAAGAUGAAAUGCAAGCUAACGGAGAUAUGAUACCUAGGCAGUAUCCCGUGGCGGAUCACCUUUCGAUGGCCGAUUAUGAGGUUCAGCUGGUAGCAGAAAUGGAGAAACUUUUUCCUCAAGCUCCUCAACCGGUUGCACCCCCGGGCAGUCGUCUAAUGGAGGAACUGACCAAGAUUGGUUCAUCGGAUAACCCAUGCUAUAUGAGUGUCCACUUCAAAUCGGACGGGACGCGUAAUGGACGAAACGUCCCAAAGAAAUUUCAGUUGGACCUCCUUAAGCGGGACAAGGAACGGGGAUUCCGCUGUGUGGAUAUGGUAGAUGGAAAUGGAAAAAUUUUCAAAGCUAAAUACUAUGAACAUAUCACGAUUCAGAAACAGCCGAAAACUUUCGCUUCGGUUCCUAUUUCGAAAGAAGUUCGCCAACCAGUCCCGUAUCGCAGAAUUACCGAACUGCUCCAGUCUACUCAGCUAGCAAAUGUUAGUCCUUCAGUGGUUAACAAAAUCGAAAGGUUAGCUAACAACAAUCGAAAUGUAACGCUGACGCCGAUUCGAGGCAGUGUAUCUGCUAGCCGAGUUAAUUUGAGUGGCCCUGCAACAACUUCCACAACAACCAUUGUCAUCAAAGCCCCUAAACGAACCAUCGCCUCUAGCACAGACACUGAAUCGCUCCCACCGACGGAACAUUUCCCCAUGCCAAUAAUUAAGCAAGAACCGCUGGACGAGCCACCGGCUGAGGCCGAAUUACAGCAGCAACUUAGUGUAAUCGAUUCGACACGAAUCGAAGUACCCAUCAUCACACCAACGGUGGCUAACACUGUUGUCAGCAAACAGCCUAGAAAGCAAAAACUUCAAUCACUAUCGCAGUGCGAUAUGGUUUUCAACGAAUCGGCCGGUAUGAAAACUGUUCCGCCUGCGCCCGUCUGUGGCGGGCGUGCUGGAGAUGCGUGUGCAAAAAAUACUAUUCCACCUCCCCGGGCUCGUAUGCCCAACGACUAUGUCACCGUGACGAUCAAAGAUGCCAAUGGAAACGUUAAAAAGCAACCACAGCAAUUGCGUCCGACCCGGCAAAUUGUUAAAAGCCAUGUACCGGUCAGUUCCACUUCGGUUUCGUUUAACAAGCGCAUCACUCACUACCGAGUUGAAACGAUUCCAAAAGAGAAACGAGUUUUUGGUCAACCGGUCGAGUCAAUCGAAAUUCUGGACAGUUCUGACGAGGAAGUACCCGUAAUGAUCCCGGUUCCAGUGGAAGCCGAAUUCGAGGAAGUUCCCAAACCAAAGCUUCCCGGUAAUACGGAAUCGAUUCAGUGUCCCUUCUGUUGCAAAAUAUUUAUGUCACCGCAUUCGCUGCUGCUGCAUCGACAAACCUGCGCCGAUGCCGUCAUGUUUCGGACCACUAACCGGAACAAACCUCCCAAUAAGCAGAUCGGCAAGGAAAAGAUCAGCUUGCUGAAACGUUCGUUUAAUCCUUUGGUUACCGCGAAUCAAAAAUCAAGUAAAAAUCCAGAACAACAACCCGAUACGUCGGAUGUCGCUCUUUCCAAAAAGAACGAUAGCUCGAAUGAAUCCACCAAGGACCGCCAAUCGGAUACGAAGAAGAAACGUGCUUCAGUCGGUCACAAACGCAGCGAACAACUCAGCAUCGAGAUUCUACACUCGGCGUUCAAUAUCGAUAACCUGCUGGUGUGCGAUGUGUGCAAGAAAACGUUUCGCACUCAGGAUCAUUUGGAGGUACAUCGUAAGAUUCACGAGGCCCCGUUCGUGUGUGAGUACUGCAAGAAGAAGUUUCUCGAGGUACCGGUGAAACAUGUGUGCCAGGAGAUGAAGCGUUCGGUGAAACAUAAACGCAAGUCUUGUAAUGUUUGAAGGCGCAAGAAGCAGGAGCUAUUAGUUUUUAAUUUUAUUUUUGGGGAAAAUGAUUUGAACUGCAAACUUGCUAUAUUUUAGCUGCGCUAUGUAUGCGAAAUUCCGGACUUUUUAGCUAUAGUAUUUUAUUUGAAUUGGUAAGAAAUACUUUCUUAUAAGUAUAAAUAAAUGAGGUUAAGCUUAACUACAAUCUAAUUAGCUAAAUAAGUUGUUCAGGGCUCUUUUGUGGAAAUUCAACUUUUGUGUACCUAGAAAUGACUAAUGGUAAGAACGCUAAAUAUAAGAAACGAAGAAUAAAUAUAACAUA